UUUUAUCAGAAUCUGUGAUAACCUCAUAAAGAAGAUUCAAUUGAUGCAUUUAAAAGACAAUGUCGAAAAUCUUGAAGAAACUAAGUUAUCUGGAUUUUCCUGAGAACUCCCGGCAGGCCCUGCAGUAUGUGGCUUCCUGUUACUCAGACGGUUCAACACAUCAUCAUGGUUUGUCUAUACCUGGUCUAGAGUCAGCCUCCGAGAACUGGGCCUAUGAAGUCUGUCACGAAUACAUCUAUUUCAAUUCCUCUUCUCGACGAGGUACACAGAAAUUGAAUGCUGUUCAGGAGCUGCAGCUUCUUGAAAUGUUAAGCAGUUGUCUGAGUGAGGCCAAUGAGGGGUCCAGAUACAGUAUAUUUAAUGCCAUUUUUGGAGGUUCCCCUGAAGCAUACAAAAUUAUUCUACUGACCAAACUGGUGUCCAUGGCAUUAUCAGUCAGUGUUAGUUCAGUACUGGACUGUGCUGCAUUAUGGAUGCAGGAGCAUGGUUGUCACAGUAAGGCAGCUUGUGACCUCUCCCACAGUCUUGUGGAGGAUUACUGUGUUCUUUUUCCUGAGGUCAGUCAGACAUUUCAGAAUCUCCCCAAAAUCUCACCCCUCUUCACAUGUAACUUCAUCACAGCUGUUGCCACUAUAUACCCAUUUGAUGGGAAUGCCUUCCAGAAGCCUCCUCCACUGUCAUUACUCCGAUACAUCACGGAUUGGGUUUCCUCAGAUCCCUGUUUGUGUUCAGAGUCCGUCCGUCUGUCACGUAUACAGGCUAACUUCUCUUGCCCCUUCAUGGGCCUCGUUCAGUGGUGCAUUCUGGGACACUUAUAUACACAGUGUCAGGUGACCAAUGAAACAGAAAAAACUGAGGUUCUUGGUCUUCUCUCUAAGCUCCAUUUUGGAAUUCUUCAGAGCUUGUUAGCUUAUAAAAGCAUGGAACUGAAUCAGGCUCUCUUUUAUAUGCCCCAUUUUGUGUCAUUGUCUCAAGCCUUGAUGCAGUUGAAUAAAGGAUGCAGGAGUGAAGAAACUUUGCAUUUGUUGAUAGAAAAGAUUGGACAAGUGAUUCAGGUUGCCAUGGUGACAGGGAGUCUGAAAGAAGAGAAAGGCUUCUUUGGUCUUAAACAAAUUUGCAGCAUACUCCCACAGAAUAGAUUAUUGGAAAUCAUUCAAAGGCAUCAUCUUCCCCAGAGCAUGGAGACGUCUUAGUGAGGACAGACAACAUGACAUAGUGAGGACAGACAAAAUGACAUAGUGAGGACAGACAACAUGACAGAGUGAGGACAGACAAAAUGACAUAGUGAGGACAGACAAAAUGACAGAGUAAGGACAGACAACAUAAUAUAGUUAGGACAAACAAUAAACAACUUGUCAUAGUGAAAAUUAUUAGUAACGUUCUUUUGUGAGGUCAGCAAGCAAUAUUGGUGCAUAAAUCCAGCUAAACUGAAAAAAUGGAGUCAUACAAACGUCCACUGCUGAGCAGGGAGAAUUGUGUAAAAGCAUGAUGAAAGAAUGAACAUCUUGUAUUUUGAAUAUUAAUAAGUAUUGUUAUAGAACUUUGAAUUGAAGAUACAUUACUGUAUGUUGUUAGGAUUUAUUGUGUCAUAAAUUUUAUAUA
Molecule: messenger RNA, 1602 nt
Organism: Saccostrea echinata
Lineage: Eukaryota; Metazoa; Mollusca; Bivalvia; Ostreida; Ostreidae
Product: integrator complex subunit 15-like
Exons: 7
Coding region: 60-1193 (377 amino acids)
Source: RefSeq, a predicted model, not a curated record